AGCCAUUCGACUCCACAACACCCACUAUCCCCAAAAGGGGUCUCUUCUCUCGGAGAGACAGAUUCAUUCAAACCCUAGUUUUUGCAACCUCGAAUCAGACCGAAUCAGAGAUCAUGGGUGCUGAGAGAUCCCCAAAAUCGUCAUCUGAUUCGAAAUUAUUUCCACCCGGCUUUCGAUUCCAUCCUACUGAUGAAGAGCUCGUUGUUUACUAUCUCAAGCGCAAGAUCUGUAGACGAAGGUUAAAACCUGAUAUGAUCGCGGAGACUGAUGUCUACAAGUGGGAUCCUGAUGAGUUGCCUGGGCUAUCCAAAUUGAAGACUGGAGAUAGGCAAUGGUUCUUUUUGAGUCCAAGAGAUAGGAAGUAUCCUAAUGGAGGAAGAUCCAGUCGAGCUACAACAUGUGGCUAUUGGAAAGCAACUGGCAAAGAUCGGACUAUUUCAUGUAACUCUAGGUCAGUUGGCCUGAAGAAGACCCUUGUUUAUUAUAAAGGGCGGGCUCCUGCUGGUGAACGCACAGAUUGGGUGAUGCAUGAGUAUACCCUAGAUGAAGAGGAGCUUAAAAGGUGUCCUUCUGCUCAAGAUUACUAUGUGCUGUACAAGGUUUUUAAGAAAAGUGGUCCAGGUCCUAAGAAUGGUGAGCAAUAUGGGGCACCUUUUAAAGAAGAGGAUUGGGCUGAUGAUGAUUGUGUGAGUUUUAAUGGUUUCCUAGAGCAGGAGAAUAUUGUGAAGGAUGUUGAUGUUUCUCCUAUUAACAAUAACAUAGCUAGUAGUAUGCCACAGGAUCAAGAUGACAUUGAUGAGUUUCUAAAGAAGAUUGCAGACGACCCUGUGUUUACGGAUGAAGCUGGGUUUGUUCAACCUCUUGCCAUUGAUUACUGCUACACAUUUGAUGAAGUCAUUGCUGAGAAAGAAAAUGGACACAUUUUGGGUAAUCAUUGUUCUGGAGAAGUAGGUUUACCUGAUCAGAGCAUGGUGCCUCACCACAAUGAGCAUUUGAAUGUGCAGGCCAGCUUUGUCCAACCACAGCCUUUUAAAUCUCAGUUACCAGUUGAAGCACCCGAGUGGGCUGCAUCUGCUACAAAAACUUGUGAACAGGGCUUGGGUGGAAUUCUAUUUGAAGAUUUUCUGGAAAUGGAUGAUCUUCUUGGUCCAGAACCUAAUGACCAAAACUCCGAAACCCUGGUAUUUAAUGGAAUGGAUGGAUUAGCAGAAGCAAAUCUGUACAAUGAUGCUGCUAUGCUUCUUGGUGACGUUGAUGAUUUGGGGCCAGGUGGACUAAGGCCAGUUCCCCCGCCAUAUCUUCCUAAUAAUCUUGAUAUUGGAAUAUCAAAUGCUGUAUCACGUUCGUAUCUAAAUGUUGUUGAGAAUGAAGCUGCAAAUGAUCAUGUUCAUCAGCCCUCCCAUAGCGAGGCAAAGCAGAUGAGUUUUCAACAUUGGGCACCUGAAGCUGUUUCUGAACCAGUUCCUGGUGGCCAAUACAAUGGCGAGGUUUCAAGUCUUUUUCCCGGAGCCAUUCAGAAUCAGUGUUUCACAGAGGAUGACGGUACAGACUCUUGGUUCUCUGCUGCUCUGUGGUCAUUCGUAGAGUCUAUACCUACAACUCCUGCUUCAGCUUCAGAAAACGCUCUGGUAAAUAAAGCUUUUGAGCGUAUGUCAAGCUUUGGUAGGUUGAAAACUAAAACUGUAGCAGUUGACCCUGCUACCUGUGGGAGGAGGGUGCCGAAGUUUUUUGGAGGAAUGUUCAGCUUCUCUGUUAUUGGCUUAGUUUGUGCUCUAUUCUGGGUGUUCAUAGCUGCUUCUGUGAAGCUGUUGCAGAGAUACAUUUCUUCCUGAAACUAGUAGACUAUAUAUGUUUCAAAGGUACAUUUUGCAAAAAAUGAGCUUUGCCUGUAGGUAAGAAGGUAAAUCUGAAGGUAAAUAAUUAGAAGAGAGGAGGUUUCUACUUUCUAGUAUAAUCCCCCAGGCCCCAUCUAGACUUUUGGAAGAGAUUUAUAGUUAUGGUGCUUGUACUAAUGCUGUCUGCAUUAAUCACCAGUUCAAGUGCCUUGAUCUUGUUUACAAGGAAAAAACAUGAGGGAACAUAUCGUUCUCCUUCGUAUCAGGUAUUUAUGUUGAAGGAAUGAAAUCACUCGGGAAUGCAAUGGAAUGAAUAUGUAAUGUUUUGCGGGUGAUUCUCAUUUUACUCUUAUGAAUCUGUUAAGCAUUAUUUCAGAAAAUCCCUUUCAUGCUUCA
This is a messenger RNA of Daucus carota subsp. sativus, 2231 nucleotides long. Its product is annotated as NAC domain-containing protein 17. Gene Ontology annotation, biological process: regulation of DNA-templated transcription. The record is from RefSeq and is a predicted model, not a curated record. NCBI's taxonomy places the organism in Eukaryota, Viridiplantae, Streptophyta, Magnoliopsida, Apiales, Apiaceae. The transcript is spliced from 3 exons. Bases 114 to 1832 code for a protein of 572 amino acids. Gene Ontology annotation, molecular function: DNA binding.